Molecule: messenger RNA, 1332 nt
Organism: Pipistrellus nathusii (Nathusius's pipistrelle)
Lineage: Eukaryota; Metazoa; Chordata; Mammalia; Chiroptera; Vespertilionidae
Source: the annotation of a GenBank genome assembly
AUGCUGCUGAGCGGAGCUCCGCCCGCGGGCUCCGGCCCCGGGCCGCGGGCUCAGGGCGGCGCGGGGGGCGGCCCAGGGGGCGGCUCGCGCCGGGGCGCCGGGGGGCCCGGGGCCGGCCCGGGCGGGGGCGGCAGCGGCGGGGUGGCCAGGUGGCUGCGGGAGCACCUGGGCUUCCGCGGGGGGAGCGGCGGCGGCGGCGGCGGGGGCAAGCCGGCGCCCCCGGAGCCGGACUACCGGCCGCCCGCGCCCUCCCCGGCCGCGCCCCCCGCGCCGCCCCCGGACAUCCUGGCCGCCUACCGGCUGCAGCGGGAGCGGGACUUCGAGGACCCCUACUCCGGGGGGCCGUCCGGCUCCGCCGCCCCGGCCGCCCCGGCGGCCCCCGGCCCCGCGCCGCCCCCGCGCCACGGCUCGCCCCCCCACCGCCUCAUCCGGGUCGAGACCCCGGGCCCCCCGGCGCCCCCGCUCGAGGAGCGGACCCCCGGACCCCCGGCCGGCGGCGACAGGCUGGCAAUCCUAGAAGACUAUGCAGACCCGUUUGAUGUCCAGGAGACAGGUGACAGCCUCGCAGGAGCUUCUGGAGCCCCAGAGAAGGUCCCGGAAAACGAUGGCUACAUGGAGCCCUAUGAGGCCCAAAAGAUGAUGGCCGAGAUCCGGGGCUCCAAGGAGCCGGCCAGUCAGCCCCUGCCGCUGUAUGACACACCCUACGAGCCAGAAGAGGAGGGGGCCACCCCCGAGGGCGAGGGGGCCCUUUGGCCCCGGGAGUCCCGCCUGCCUGAGGACGAUGAGAGGCCGCCCGAGGAGUAUGACCAGCCCUGGGAGUGGAAGAAGGAGCGGAUCUCUAAAGCCUUUGCUGCCCAGUUUGAAGGAUCUGAGAAGAGCUGCCUGUCACCCGGCCUGGAGGAGAAGGGGCGCCUACCUCCCCGACUCUCUGCCGGGACGCCCAAGUCAGCCAAGCCCCUGAGCAUGGAGCCCAGCAGCCCCCUAGGAGAAUGGACAGACCCAGCUCUGCCUCUGGAAAACCAGGUCUGGUACCAUGGGGCCAUCAGCCGGACGGAUGCCGAGAACCUGCUCCGGCUGUGCAAGGAGGCCAGCUACCUGGUGCGCAACAGCGAGACCAGCAAGAAUGACUUCUCCCUGUCCCUCAAGAGCAGCCAGGGCUUCAUGCAUAUGAAGCUGUCUCGGACCAAGGAACACAAGUAUGUGCUGGGCCAGAACAGCCCGCCCUUCAGCAGCGUCCCGGAGAUCGUGCACCACUACGCCAGCCGCAAGCUGCCCAUUAAGGGCGCCGAGCACAUGUCCCUGCUCUACCCCGUGGCCAUCCGGACUCUGUAG